GUCAGUGUCAAAACAGCAAUCUGUAACAAUUACAAAAAACUGCAUUUUAUUCUGUGCUGCUGGGUAGUGUAUAUGUUUUGCAUUAGUGUAGUUAAGCGUAGUGUUUUCUCAUACAAAUAGUAAAACGCAUACGCGUAGCUUAGAGAUACUUUUAAUGAGACUGUUUCAUCUAUAAUAGAACGGAAAGUCCGUGGUUGGCUCAGCGGAGUCAUUGAAGACAUGAGGCGGAGCAGUCCAGUACAACAAUGGCUAGAUUCACUGCCCACAGACACUGAGGUUGAGGAGAAACCAGCUGAAGACCAAGUGGAAACCACAUACUCCGAUGAAAACAAAGCAGAUGAUUCUGUGACCGAGAACACUGUGGUUGAAGCAAGUAAUGUAGAACUUAAAGAUGAUAAAAACUUAGAUGUCCCAACACAAAGAGAAAUAUGGAAGCGGAAAUCUUUAGAGAGUGGGAUGCUUACAAGUACACCAAAUAAAAGUGUUAAGAAGAAACUCCAAAGGGAUCACUCAGUUCAAUCAGAAGGAUGUGUACCUAGAUUUAAGAAUCCAUUGCUCAGAGAUCACUCUUUACAGUCAGAUGCAAGUGGAUCAAGUAGCAGUUCAGUGCUGAAUGUGCUUGGAGCCAGGAAAGUGGAUGCUGAGUCAGUUCUAUUGGCACUUGGCUUUGGCCCCAGUGAAAAGCAACAAAAGUUACAAAGAAUACCAGAUCGCUUCCUUGUACCUUCUAAGCUAAAAGGCAUAAGCACUGAGAAAUUUAUAAAGGAUGAACAGCUCUCUAUGCGCAUGCAUGACUGUGGCAUAUUUGGAUACAGAGGUCUUACAGGGAAUCCCCAUGUACCACCAUCGACAAUUGUAGCUAAGAUAAUGGAGUGUAUCUUGCACGACAACGUGUGCCGCGAGGAGGCGCUCAUGAAGGCGCGGCACUCUAUCGCGGACCUGCGCGGCGCCCCGGCGCUGCACGCCCAACUGGCACGCGCUGCGUUCAACAGGCAAACCACAAACUAGGCACUUUUACUUAAAUCACUCUGUUACUUAAUUUUUUCAUAUAUCUGACACUUCUAUUUCGAAAUAAUUAUAAUUUUAAAAGCUCAAAUGAACUCUUAUGUGAAUUCGUGAGUUAAGAAUUGACGGUUUUAAACUUAGACUAUUUUGUGAAUUUAAAAUAUAUUGUAUGGGUAAUUUACGAAGUUGACAGUUUUUCUGUUUUGCUUUAGCUUUUUGGUUUGUUUAAUUUUCGUGAUAAGCGUUGAGCUCAAUUCUUUAAUUAAUAGUAAAAGAUAAAUCGUGAUGUGUUAGGUAAUUAAAAAUAUGUUUUGAAAAAUAGUAGUUUGUGUGGUUGAUUUAUAAUAAAAAUAUUUGUCAUUUGGUUGUGCAAUAUGUGGUAUACAAGCGCAUAAAUUUUAGUAUACGUUUUAAAUAUAACAUAUUACAAUUUAUAGAAAUUUAAAUUUAACCAUGCAAUUUAAUAGAGAAAAGAAAUAAGUCGUUUCUAUAAAACCCAUAGAAAAAAACACGAAAUCUUUUUAAAAUCCCAACAUAUAAUACAUUGACCUAUUUGUUUUUAGUGCCAAAAUAAAAAAGACGCAAACAUAGCUAGUCAAAUAAAAAUGUCAUAGAAAUAUGUAUGUUAUGAUUAUUUUAAAGUAAAUAUCUCCUCAUAUCAUUAGAAUACAUAGGGUUAUAUAUAAAGUUUAUACAACUUUUAAAACGUUUUCGUUCCAAAAGUACUUAUUGUUUGUUAAAUCGUAUUUUAAAAAGUAAAAAGUAAU
This is a messenger RNA of Papilio polytes (common Mormon), 1772 nucleotides long. RefSeq lists its product as uncharacterized. Bases 220 to 1008 code for a protein of 262 amino acids. NCBI's taxonomy places the organism in Eukaryota, Metazoa, Arthropoda, Insecta, Lepidoptera, Papilionidae. The record is from RefSeq and is a predicted model, not a curated record. The transcript is spliced from 5 exons. Gene Ontology annotation, molecular function: signaling receptor binding.